AGUAAUUUAAUUCCGAAAUCUAAUUUGGUGAACCUAUCACGAAUCAGUAGCAGUAGCUUUGAUUCCGCAACGGGACGGCACGGUCGCGCUCACCAUUGUUGCACUCAUUCCGAUCAUACUCCCGUCCCCAUAACAAAGUUCUAGAAACCACCAAUCAACACUAAUCCUCAUUCUUCGCCUGGCAGUGGCAGAACAUGAAGCUGGGGCUGAUUUUCCUCUUCAUUUCACUACUGCUCCCAUUUUCUUCUUCGUCAAAACCCAGCAACCCAUUCCUUGGAAUCGCUCCUCAAGAUGACAAGUAUUACAAAUCUUCCGAUGUGAUCAAGUGUAAAGAUGGAUCCGGAAAAUUCAACAAAGACCACCUCAAUGAUGAUUUCUGUGACUGCCUUGAUGGCACCGAUGAGCCUGGUACAUCGGCAUGUCCGCGUGGGAAGUUUUAUUGUCGGAAUGCGGGGCAUUCUCCGGUUUACCUGUUUUCUUCUAGAGUGAAUGAUGGAAUUUGCGAUUGUUGUGAUGGAACUGAUGAAUAUGAUGGCAAAGCAAAGUGCCCAAAUACGUGCUGGGAGGCUGGGAAAGUUGCUCGGAAUAAGCUGAAGAAAAAGAUUGCCACGUAUCAAGAGGGCGUCAAAGUGCGAAAGCAAGAAGUUGAACAGGCUAAAUUAGCUAUGGAGAAGGAUGAGGCUGAACUUUCAAAAUUGAAAAAUGAAGAAAGUGUACUUAAAGGGAUUGUGAAACAGCUUAAGGAGCAUAAAGAACAAAUAGAGAAGGCGGAAGAGAAGGAGCGUUUAGAGAAGGAAAAAGAAGAGAAGCAGAAAAAGGAGGCUGAGGAGAAGUCUAGUGAAAAAGAAAUUAAAGCUGAUGAAGAUGUGGAACAUAACAAUGAGGUUGAAAUGCCUUCACAUGUUGAAGACAAUGAUGUGGCAAGUAACCAUGAUAACAUUGAAAUUCAAGAAGACUCUCCCACAAAUCAGGACGGAGCAGGGGACAAAUUAGCAGACGCACUUGAUAAUUCUGAUGGAGCCACUGAUAGUCCUGGAAGUGAAGGAUCUUUGCAUCAUAAAGUAGAAGAGGUUUUGUUGAAUGCAAAAGAAGCUGAGGAAGAGCCUGCUGUUAAACCCGAAACUGAUUUAUUGACCGGAAAGGAAGACUCUUCUGAAGAAGUCAUCAAUACGGGGAAAGAUGUAUCUGAAAAUACUGAGGGGUUAUCAAAGGAGGAAUUGGGCAAGCUUGUUGCUUCUCGUUGGACAGGAGAAGAUACUGGUAAGAAAAAUGCCGAAGCUGAUACCUCAUUAGACAAUGAACAUCAGGAUGAUCUCCCAAACGUCGAAGAAUAUGAAGGAUAUGCUUCUGAAACCGACGAUGACAAUCACAAAUAUGACGAAGAAGAUGAAAACGAGGAAGAAUAUCGAGAAGAAGAGCAUCAUGAUCAUGACCUUAGUUCCUCCUACACUGAUACUGAACCAGACUUGGCAGAUGAUUCCACAACAGAUAGUCCUUCUUGGUUAGAGAAGAUACAGAAUUCUGUACGGAAUAUUUUUCAGGUUGUUAAUAUAUUCCAGACUCCAGUGAACCAGUCAGAUGCUGCUCGUAUACGCAAGGAAUAUGAUGAAUCAAGUACCAAGUUGUCUAAAAUACAGUCUAGAAUAUCGAGCCUGAAAAAAAAGCUAAAACAGGAUUUUGGUCCAGCAAAGGAGUUUUAUUCAUUCUAUGACCGAUGCUUUGAGAGCAAGCAGAACAAGUACACUUACAAGGUCUGCCCCUAUAAACAGGCUUCUCAGGAGGAGGGCUAUUCCACCACCCGCUUGGGUCGCUGGGACAAAUUUGAGGAUUCGUACAAAGUAAUGGUAUUUUCUGAAGGUGAUAAAUGCUGGAAUGGCCCUGAUAGGAGUUUGAAGGUCAGGCUGAAAUGCGGGUUGACAUAUGAGAUUACUGAUGUAGAUGAACCAAGCCGCUGCGAGUAUGUAGCUUUAUUAGCUACCCCGGCCCUUUGUCAUGAAGAAAAGCUGAAGGAAUUACAACACAAACUAGACAAACUGAAUUCGGAAAUCCCAGAAAAACAUGAUGAGUUGUAAACAUUCAGGAUGGAUUUUAGCAGGUAGUAUGGAGAUCAUAGAGCAACUGAAGAAGUGGUUCCCAUAAGUUUUGUAUGGUAGAGCUUACCCAAAUUUGAUAUUGGUUGGGGUUAGGGAGGGCAUAGGAACGGCUUUGACUUGAUGUUUGGUAAUCCUUAUGGCCGCAACGUUCUACUAAUGACUAAUCCCAUUGCACAUUUUUCUUUUAUUAACUCACAAUGACUACCUGGUCUCUCUGUCUCUCCUUGUACUUGUCAAUUCCAUUUCCAAAUACUUGAUAGCCAAAGUAACUUAUGCCAAUUUUUUGUUAGAAUUGGAUUGGCAAUAUGUCAAUUUUUAGAUGGAUAAAUGGUUCGAACAACCAUCAUCUCUCUAAUACCAUACUGGAAAUAUGUGGAAUUUGCAUA
Molecule: messenger RNA, 2479 nt
Organism: Lotus japonicus
Lineage: Eukaryota; Viridiplantae; Streptophyta; Magnoliopsida; Fabales; Fabaceae
Product: glucosidase 2 subunit beta
Exons: 17
Coding region: 195-2072 (625 amino acids)
Biological process (GO): N-glycan processing
Cellular component (GO): glucosidase II complex
Source: RefSeq, a predicted model, not a curated record